Adelges cooleyi (spruce gall adelgid) is the source of this 2319-nucleotide messenger RNA. It is a transcript of the gene Hip14, whose product is annotated as palmitoyltransferase Hip14. Gene Ontology annotation, cellular component: Golgi membrane. Gene Ontology annotation, biological process: protein palmitoylation. NCBI's taxonomy places the organism in Eukaryota, Metazoa, Arthropoda, Insecta, Hemiptera, Adelgidae. The record is from RefSeq and is a predicted model, not a curated record. The coding region runs from base 280 to 2157 and encodes 625 amino acids. The transcript has 3 exons. Gene Ontology annotation, molecular function: palmitoyltransferase activity; protein binding.
UCAUCGUUCAGUUUACAAUAAUUAAUAUCAUAUUAAAUAAAAUACAUAUUUUGUUACUCGCGUCGGUCGUUUCCAAAUUAGUUAAUGCCGGUUUGGCUUUUUUUUUACUUCAACGUUCUCUCGUUAUUAAAUCAAUAAAUGCGUUACAGUACAGUCUCUGUACUCGAAUAGUAUGUGUUGGCCAUGUAGAUACGACAAAUUAGAUCUUAUUUAGAAAUACAUUACAAAAAAAUAAAAAGAUCAUGUGCUGACUGUAAAAUUUAAUCGGUAACAAGAAAAAUGCAUACGUCAUGUGGUCACAUCAGUCUCAUUCAGGAUGGCUGUGGCGCCAUAUCGUCGGCCCAAACCACGAUAGAAUCCGCUCCUGUUUUUACAAAGAAACCGCCAAACGCGCGAAAGCCAAAUAUACCAGAGCACGAAAUAAAAAACUUCGAUAUCAUAAAAGCCAGCCAGUACGGAUUAUUAGACAGGUGUACGCAACUCGUCGAAGAAGGUUAUGACGUGAACUCGCCUGAUCCUCAAAAUAUAUAUUUAUUACACUGGGCUGCUAUCAACAACAAAGUGGACGUGAUCAAGUAUUACAUAUCCAAAGGCGCUAUUGUAGACGCCGUUGGCGGCGAUUUAAAAGCAACCCCGUUACACUGGGCUACGAGACAAGGACAUUUGGACGCCGUUGUUCUGUUGAUGGCCGAAGGGGCCGAUCCUUGUUUUUUUGACAUCGAAGGCCAUUCGUGCCUACAUAUUGCCGCUCAGUUUGGGUUUACCGCAAUUGCUGCUUACAUGAUUGCCAAAGGUGUCGAUAUUAAUUUAAGAGAUAAAGACGGAAUGACUCCUUUGAUGUGGAGUGCAUAUAAAACAUUAGGAGCCGAUCCUACUAAGUUGUUAAUAACGCUCGGCGCUUCAAUGUCCGUGCAAGACGAUAUCCAUAGAAAUACUCCCCUUCAAUGGGCUCUAGUUAGUCGAAAUCCAACGGCCAUCAGCAUUCUAGUCAAGAGAGGGUCUCCCUUAAAUAUAAGAAAUUCGGUCGGAUACACAGCGCUUCAGUGGCUAAACGAAUCUAGAUCUGAAGUUUGGAUUGGAUUGGAAACGAUGAAAAAAGUAGACGAAAAAUUGAAACCAAAGAAUUUCUUACUUAAUAAAUUAAAUGAACAAACAAUAUCCGUCUUAAUUGUUUCUACGGUUUUUUACGUCAUCGGAAGCAUAUUAGAUUCUCAUAUGAUUUACAUAGCAAAAAUAUGUUGUUUAAUUGCUGGCUACUUAAUAAUGUAUAAGUUAAACCGUGCUUACUCCGCCGUGUCGCAAACAUUACCAGUGUCAAUUUACUUUGCAACAAAAUUUUGGAUGUACGCCACGUGGAUAUUUUGGAUUUUGCCAGUCGUGGGCUUCUCUUGUUCACUCGCGUUUUUUAUCACUACGUCGUUGUUGUGUUACAAUUUCUACUACAGUUGGAGAGGUAACCCAGGAUAUGUGCCAAAUGCCAAAAGCGACCAAUACGCUACUAUCAUCGAGUUGGCUGAAAGUUUUGGAUUUCGUUCAGACGUAUUUUGCAGUACAUGUUUGAUAAAAAAGCCCAUACGAUCAAAACAUUGCAGUAUAUGUAACAGGUGUGUAGCCAAAUUCGACCAUCAUUGUCCAUGGGUUAACAAUUGUAUCGGAGUGUUAAACCAUCGGUAUUUCAUUGGUUAUAUUUUAUCCCUACUUACGGCCUGCGGAUUCAUCACGUACGGCUGUGUGAGUUACUUGAAAUUAGUGUACUAUUUUAACGAGCGCUCCGAUUACGACAAUACGUUUGUCGUUAUCUGGGAAAUGCUCAAACUGGACUCGUGGAUCGGGUGGAUUAUGGUGAACGCCAUUUUGCAUGCUGUAUGGGUAGCGAUACUGUUUUGCUGUCAAAUGUAUCAAAUAGUUUGGCUCGGCAUGACCACCAAUGAACGAAUAAACGCGUCACGUUACGAACACUUUGUUGCCCACGGAAGGAGCUAUAAAAGCCCGUACAACCGUGGAAAACUGCAAAACCUUAUAGACUUUGUGCAGUUUCGAUGGUUAAUACAUGUUAAAUGUUUGAACGAACAGGUUUGGUUUAAGUAUUGUGAUUUUCAACUCUUUGUGGAAAGAGAAUUCAAAAUAUACAAUAAAACCAAUUGUGAACACGUCUAAUAACCAGAUAAGACGAGAUUGUUUUUUUUUUAAAUUAAAUAUUAUCGUAAUAUUAAGUAUGUCAAUUUUUUCGCGAUAUAAAAUUAUAUUUUGACGUUUACGUAUAUUGUAUCCACGUGUAUGUAGAUAGAUUUUGUUUAAUAUAUUUUUAACAUAACAAUA